This is a messenger RNA of Suillus plorans, 318 nucleotides long. RefSeq names its product DNA helicase Pif1 like protein. The record is from RefSeq and is a predicted model, not a curated record. Gene Ontology annotation, biological process: telomere maintenance; DNA repair. Gene Ontology annotation, molecular function: DNA helicase activity. The annotation marks the transcript as partial. The transcript has a single exon. Lineage: Eukaryota; Fungi; Basidiomycota; Agaricomycetes; Boletales; Suillaceae.
GGGAAAACGUUGAUGGUGAACGCGCUGGCUUCCACACUGCGCGCUUCAGGACACGUCACCCUCAUCGUCGGAAGCAGCGCAUUGUGUGCGACAGCUUAUAAACGUGGGCGGACUGCUCAUUAUAUAUUCGGGAUCCCUGUAACGGGAGACUGCACGGAUCUUCACUCCACCAUACAUCCCUUCUCUGCACGAGCCGAUCUCAUUCGCAACGCUACAGCAAUCAUAUGGGACGAGUUGCCCAUGGCAAACAAAGCAGCAUGGCAGUGUGUAGACAACUUAUGCCGUCGCAUCAUGAAUGUCUACGACAAACCUUUUGGA